UUGCUCUAUGGACACCCUUAAGCUGGGUGUUUGUGCCAACGUGCUGCAGAGCUUGCUCAACGUAACUUUGGGAACCCCACCCACUUCCUCUUGUUGCAGUCUCAUCCAAAAUCUGGUUGAUCUUGAUGCCGCUGUUUGCCUUUGCACGGCCAUCAAGGCCAAUAUCUUGGGCAUUAACCUCAACGUCUCUGUCUCCUUGAGCUUGCUAUUGAAUUAUUGCGGAAAGAACGUCCCAUCCGGCUACCAGUGCUCUUAGCGUGUGUGUCAGUCACCUUAUAAUAGCUUUAUAUGCUCUAGCUUUCUUUUCCUUUUUUUGUUUUCAGCCCUUUUAUUCCUCUCUUUCUGUUUUAGGA
This is a messenger RNA of Telopea speciosissima, 353 nucleotides long. RefSeq names its product pEARLI1-like lipid transfer protein 1. Bases 8 to 256 code for a protein of 82 amino acids. The transcript has a single exon. Lineage: Eukaryota; Viridiplantae; Streptophyta; Magnoliopsida; Proteales; Proteaceae. The record is from RefSeq and is a predicted model, not a curated record.